This is a messenger RNA of Varroa destructor (honeybee mite), 2011 nucleotides long. Its product is annotated as pancreatic triacylglycerol lipase-like. The record is from RefSeq and is a predicted model, not a curated record. Gene Ontology annotation, molecular function: lipase activity. Lineage: Eukaryota; Metazoa; Arthropoda; Arachnida; Mesostigmata; Varroidae. Gene Ontology annotation, biological process: lipid catabolic process.
GCGGUGCAGUUUGCAUAGGAACUACUCCAGUGAGCGUUUGCCGUCAAAAUCACGCCCGUUUGUUAAGCUGCAUCUGUGUGAGCGUCUUGCAUUCGUCUGAUAGAAGGAAGCAGUGUUCUGACAUGGUAAAGUUUGCGACCUAAGUAUUGUAGCAGCGCGGCUUGAAGAAAGAAAUGCAUGUCUAUUUUAGCUGGCCUUUAUUUCUGGGACUUGUCUGAAGCAAUGCUUAAAAGUAGUACCAGAGGGCUUCAAACAAGGUCGUCAUCUGCUGUCACGAUUCGACGCAUCAAUUGACAAAACUGUCAGAAGAAAGUUGACCACCAAAGUCGUUAGUUGGAAAGACGUUGUUUUCCUCGGAUGAAACGGCUUUCUUUUUUAUUAAUAAACAUGAUCUACUACGCACAGCUUUGUCUUCUCCCGAUAGUGCUUGCUUCUGUAGGAGCUGCUUCAAGAAGUUCCGGGGAUCUUCGGGAAGAGAACUCUUCUUGCUCGCAACCAGUAUACUAUACAGAGGGCGGGAACGAUACCAUUUUUGUUGGAUGUCCACGAGGCAAGUUAACUGUCUCGCCUUGGGACCCCCCGAAGAUUGAUGCCAAGUAUCUAUUUUUCAACGAGGCAAACCAGAUGAAUGCCAGCUACAUUUUGCCAUGGAAUCAUUCGUUUGAACUUGAUGAGAUGCCCCGAUGCAGGGAAAACGAGACGAUCAUAGCCAUCAUCCAUGGUUAUACGGAAACAAGCGAUGAACCAUGGAUUUCGUCACUGCGCCGUAGCUUCCUCCGCCGGUCGCUGCCCAAUCAGGUAACCGUUGUCGCGGUUGACUGGCGCUUUGCUGCACGAGGAGAUACAAGGAGCCAGCUAUUCAAUUAUGUCCAGGCCGCUAGUAACGUGGCAAUGAUGGGUAGAGUGUCUGCCGAAUUCUUCGCUCGUCUAUUAAAAAGUUGUAGUUUAAAUGAAAGGUCACUGCACUUGGUCGGUCAUUCAUUGGGUGCACAGGUUGUAGGCAAACUUGCAUCUUGGAUACACAAAGUGCACGGAAUAAUACCCGAAAAAGUCACAGCAUUGGAUCCAGCCGUUGUCCUCUUUCCAAGAACCCAUCCAAAUCGGCAGGACACGCACUUCCUCUUAGCGUUGCAUACUUCGGCACGUCCAUCAGUUCUCGCGACGGCCGCCGGAGCUGUUGGAGUUUUUGAAGCUUUCGGAGAUGUCGACCUUUAUCCUAAUGGUGGUGUAAUACUUCAACCGGCAUGUAGAGGAAACAACACCUUUUUCUGUUCACAUAGGCGAGCAUAUAUUUAUUACACUGAUAUGGUGGCUCACUGUAAUGACCAGUGUGAUUUCAGUGGAGAGUUGUGCGAAACGCCAACGCAAGCUCAACGGGGGACAUGUAAUCAGGGAAGAAUUAACGGAGUGUGUACAUUUAUUAACAGACAAGCUGACAAUCUUCUGAACGAGAACCAGCAUGCAGAUGUCCAAAGAAGCUCGAGUAUCAUUUACUUCACUACCAAUAUGGAUAACUUAAAGAUUAGAUGCAAUCGACGAUCGAACGAACAAGGGCGCGGCUAAUCUCCGUCGCAUAUUAGGAAGGAAGCACUUAAUAGGAGUCAUUAAAAUAGCUGUUGCCUGUUAAACGUCAAUGCUUUUAAAAGGGAAAUCCUCGCAAAUUCAUAUGAUUCGUUCAUUACCGAAAUGCUACUUAACAAACUACGUAGCUCCAUUUGUUUAAAUUUCUUCUCUCAUUUUUGAACAUUUCGUCAUGUUUUUAUGCCAUCAAUUAUUUUCGUCGUAGGAUACGAUUAGAUAAUCGUUUAACUUUUUUUUUUUUUAUUUAAAACAGACAUUUAAUCAAUAAGCUUAGUGGUAUUGCAUGCAGGCAAAACUAUCACGUCUACAAAUAUUUCUUUUUGGUACAAAUCUUUGUGGUUUGCGACAAUAAUGAGUAAUACCGCUAAUUAAAAGAAGAACACAAAACAGAGAACUUUAAAGUUUAAAAAAUAAAAUUUAAGGAAAAUGA